AUGAUUUCUUUAUGUUAUCUGUUUUGGUGACGGUAAUGAGGAAUUCCUCAACUGACCGAAACUGAAUCGGGUAAUAUCAGAGGACAGCAUACUGUGUCGCGGCGGUUGGCUCGUCCCCUCGGCUAUCAACGUUGGCCAUGAAAGCAAGAAGUUUGCUGCUACGGAGGAUGGCGACCCCAACCUGCUGCUAAUCAUCUUCUUCGGCUUGUCGAGUGUGUCUCUCUCUCUCCCUCUCUCCCUCUCUCCCUUCAUCUAUUCUGAUUUUGCAGUCUUUUCCUCUAGCUUCGUGGGCUCUCAUUCACCUCAAUUGCUCCCAAAUGUUUCGUGAAAUUCGUCUUCUCCUCCAACUGUAGUCCGUCGGUGUCUCCGUAUCCGGGUUCUUUCCGCCAUUUCCGAGCAUAAUUUCGCGACAAUCUUAAUUUAUUAUCUCGUUCAGGCUUUUUGACGUCGUCCCUCUGAAAGUCUCCGUUUUUCAAUUGCGCAUAUACAGUGCAGCAGCAGACUGACGUAAUCAUCCCGAAACGUAAUGGGUGAAAUCUUUUGAUUUCGAUGGCUAGGGAUAAUUCAUUUCGCCGGUCUGCUCAAUGAUCUCUAUGUAUUCUAUUGUCCUGUCGGGCUCUGCAAAUUUGGCAUCACGUGUGAAGUCCUUCGUAUUCGAACAGAGCACUGUUUGAAGAACAUGUUGGAUUAAAGAUUGCUGCUUUCUCCUGGAUACUUUCACGCCACCUUAGCAAUGAAACUGUUUGAUUCGCAUUGCCACUUGCAAGACCCGAGGAUACUCGCGAGGGCACCCCGACUAAUUGAACUGGCGAGCAAUCACGGCGUAGUUCGGUUUGCUGUUAAUGGGGUCCACGAGAAAGACUGGUACUUGGUAAAGCAGAUGAGUGAGGACUUCCCCUGUACUGUCCCGAACUUCGGACUCCAUCCUUGGUAUGUCUUGGACAGGAGCCCUGACUGGUUCAAGACAUUGAAACAGCUUUUCGAGGUUACUCCCACAGCCGCGGUGGGAGAAAUCGGGCUUGAUAAGGGCUCUCAUGGGAAAAAGAUCGAUUUCGACGAUCAGGUUCAAGUGUUCGAGCGACAGCUGGAGCUUGCGAAGGAGCUGAAUCGACCGGCUUCAGUCCAUUGCGUCCGUGCUUUCGCGGAUGUCCUUGGCAUUAUGAAAAGCGUCGGGCCCUUUCCUUGCGGCGUAGUGCUCCACUCCUACUUGGGCUCGGCAGAGAUGGUCCCUCAGUUUGCGGAGCUGGGGGCUUACUUCUCAUUCUCGGGGUUUCUCAUGUCAAUGAAGGAAUCGAAAGCAAAGAGGAUGCUGAAGGCAGUCCCGCCAGAGAGAAUUCUUCUGGAAUCAGAUGCACCUGAUGCACUGCCCAAGUCAGAGCUAGAACCUCUGAUUCCACUGGAUAGUGACUCUGGGUCCCGUGAAGAAAGUUCGUCUUCGGACAUCUCAGGGACUGAAUCGCUCAAUCAUCCUGCCAAUGUCCGACCCGUGCUUAGUUACGUUGCGCGGUUACUUGAAAUGUCCACGGAAGAACUUGCAGAUCGAAGUUAUGAGAAUGCAAUGCGGGUUUUUUCCUUUUAAGGUGCUGUAACCCUUGGAUUAAUCGCAUGAAGCCGGCAAGACAUGCGAUCAGUCAUCGGAGCUUCUCCAGCCUUUGAUCUCACUGGUGCCAAGGUCACAUGUCCUUUCUGCAGAUGUAAAUUCUAUAUAGACAGUGGUUCUGUAGUCUUAUCAUCGAACAUAUCGACCAGAGCAAUGCAUGCUUCAAAACUGAUAUUUGUGCAUUC
Punica granatum (pomegranate) is the source of this 1785-nucleotide messenger RNA. Lineage: Eukaryota; Viridiplantae; Streptophyta; Magnoliopsida; Myrtales; Lythraceae. The record is from RefSeq and is a predicted model, not a curated record.